Molecule: messenger RNA, 246 nt
Organism: Akanthomyces muscarius
Lineage: Eukaryota; Fungi; Ascomycota; Sordariomycetes; Hypocreales; Cordycipitaceae
Exons: 2
Coding region: 1-246 (81 amino acids)
Source: RefSeq, a predicted model, not a curated record
AUGGAGUCCAGCGUUAAUGAGAACGCGAACUUUAAAGUACGGGGGAUCUGGCGAAGCGCGUAUUACCAGAGCGGCCAUUAUCAGUUCUCCCUUGCAUCGGAAGAACUACAACGGUUUAGCAUCAUCUCGGGUCAUUCUUUAGCCUCAGAUAGAGUGCUACCGAGGAUCAACAGUUAUUCAGCAGUACGGGGGUUGUGUGCACGCGACAAGGAUGCGACGCCAUUGCCGCACGAAACUCUCCCUUGA